Molecule: messenger RNA, 1522 nt
Organism: Halteromyces radiatus
Lineage: Eukaryota; Fungi; Mucoromycota; Mucoromycetes; Mucorales; Cunninghamellaceae
Product: homogentisate 1,2-dioxygenase
Exons: 5
Coding region: 58-1374 (438 amino acids)
Biological process (GO): L-phenylalanine catabolic process
Cellular component (GO): cytoplasm
Molecular function (GO): homogentisate 1,2-dioxygenase activity
Source: RefSeq, a predicted model, not a curated record
UUUUUUUUUUUGUUUCAUAAUACAUUCAUUCUAUUUAUCUCACUUUUCUAUUAAACAAUGUCUACUGACCCAUAUACCUAUUUUGAAGGCUUUGGUAAUCACUUUACCUCAGAAGCUUUGAAGGAUGCUUUACCCAAAGGUCAAAAUACUCCUCAAAAGUGUCCUUACAAUCUCUAUGCUGAACAACUUUCUGGUACUGCUUUCACUGUUCCUCGAUCUCACAAUCAACGAAGCUGGCUCUAUCGUAUUCGACCUUCUGUUGUUCAUACUCCUUAUGAACCUUCAACUCAAGAUUUACUUGUUAGUCAUUUCAGUGGUGAACAAUGUAUUGUUACUCCUUCUCAAUUGCGAUGGAGUCCCUUUGAUUUACCUGAAGAUACUGAAAAAGUGGAUUUUGUUCAAGGUUUGAAAACACUUGCUGGUGCUGGUGAACCUUCUUGUCGAUCUGGUUUAGCUAUUCAUAUUUAUACUGCCAAUACUAAUAUGAAUAAAACUGCUUUUUAUAAUUCUGAUGGUGACUUUUUGAUUGUGCCUCAAAAGAAUGCUUUAGAUAUUACUACAGAAUUUGGGAAAAUGAUGGUACGUCCUAAUGAAAUUUGUGUGAUUCAACGUGGUGUUCGAUUCUCUAUUGCUUUACCUGAUGGACCAGUACGCGGAUAUAUUUUAGAAGUCUUUGGUGAACAUUUUGAAUUACCUGAUCUUGGUCCUAUUGGUGCAAAUGGUUUGGCUAAUCCUCGCGAUUUUUUGACUCCAAUGGCUGCUUAUCAAGAAGAAGAUAAUGUUACAUGGAAAAUCGUUACCAAAUUCAAUGGAAAAAUGUUUGAAGCCUCUCAACAACAUUGUCCCUUUGAUGUCGUCGCAUGGCAUGGAAAUUAUGCUCCUUAUAAGUAUGAUUUGGCCAAAUUUUGUGUUAUCAAUUCAGUAUCUUAUGAUCAUAUCGAUCCUUCUAUCUUUACAGUUUUGACUGCAAAAUCUACAACACCUGGUGUAGCCAUUGCUGACUUUGUUAUCUUCCCUCCAAGAUGGGCUGUUGCGGAACAUACUUUCCGACCACCUUACUUCCAUCGUAAUUGUAUGUCUGAAUUUAUGGGUUUGAUUCUUGGUGAUUAUGAAGGUAAAACUGGAGGAUUCCUUCCGGGAGGUGGUUCCUUACAUAGUGCAAUGACUCCUCAUGGACCUGAUGCCAAUGUCUUCAAUAUGGCAUCUGAAGCUGAAUUAUCACCUGUUCGUGUUGCUGAUAAUACACAAGCCUUUAUGUUUGAAACCAGUUUGAUGUUGUCUACUACAAAAUGGGGUUUGAAAACUUGUGGUAAAGUUCAAGAAGAUUAUUACAAAGCUUGGACGAACUUGGAAAACAAAUUCCAAAAGGAUUAGUUGAGUAGUUAUUAGUUAGUUAUGUAUUUUAUAUUCUUGUAUAGUCUUCUUUUAUUUUUAUUUUUUUUUUUUGUAUUACAAAUUCUAUUAUAUAAAAAGGUUCUCUUUUUAUAAAUAUAAAUCUUUAUAUUUAUCUAUUGAUUUUUAA